GCUCGCCCCCGGCCAGGUUCGCGCCCGCUCAGCCCCGGCCGAGAAAAAUGGCUCGCGUCGCAGCACCAACAAGGGGCGGCGCAGUGGGGGGCGUCAGUGUGUGAGCACCCCCUGUCGGUGCUUCGAAGGUGUGCUCCCUUCCCCCGGUCGGUCGCCAGCCGGCCUCGGCGCAAGGGCGUCGCGCGUCAAGUAGUUUUCGAGCCUGGUGCGGCAUGUUGUUCUUUGGCCCGGUCAGGGGCCGCCGUUGUGUUGUUAUGCGCCGCACUUGGACGGCCCCUUGGGCCUUGGCAACGUUCGACGUAGCGCCUAUCGUAUUCACUAAUUUUGUUGUUGACCAAGAU
This is a messenger RNA of Amoebophrya sp. A120, 341 nucleotides long. NCBI's taxonomy places the organism in Eukaryota, Dinophyceae, Syndiniales, Amoebophryaceae. The record is from the annotation of a GenBank genome assembly.